CGCCUCCUGACGCAGAAGAAGAACGCAGAGCGCGCUGAUUGGCUGCAGUCGGGGGCGUGCAGCGGAGAGCACAGAUGGCGGCGGUGACCAGAAGAUCCUUCAGCGCUCUCAGAGUUCUGCUGACCCAGCAGUACCGCCGGAGGAGUUUUGGACCCCAGAACCUGAGGCUGAGCAGAACCGAAUCGGCGCCGUCCAGAUGGGCCGCGUCGCUGCAGACGUCCUGCAACAGGACGCUGCAGACCACCGUGGAGCGGCGCCGACCCGUGGUCCAGUUCAAGCUGUCUGACAUUGGAGAGGGCAUCAUGGAGGUCACGGUCAAGGAGUGGUACGUGAAGGAGGGGGACAGGGUGUCUCAGUUUGACAGCAUCUGCGAGGUCCAGAGCGACAAAGCGUCCGUCACCAUCACCAGCCGCUACGACGGCGUCAUCAGGAGGCUGUACUAUGAAGCCGACGCCACCGCCCUGGUGGGCAAGCCGCUGGUGGACAUCGAGACGGAGUCUGCAUCAGAGCUGAGCCAGGAGGAUGUGGUGGAGACGCCCGCCAUGGCCCGUGAGGAGCACACCCACCAAGAGAUCAAAGGUCACAAGACCCAGGCCACGCCCGCCGUCCGCCGCCUCGCCAUGGAGAACAACAUCAAGCUCAGUGAAGUGGUGGGGACGGGGAAGGAUGGACGCAUCCUGAAGGAGGACAUCCUGAACUUCCUGGCCAAGCAGACCGGCGCCAUCUUGCCUCCAGCUCCGCUUUUCCAGGAGGUCCAGACGCCAGGCCCCGCCCCCGCCGCUGCACCGCCCCUCAGCGCCCCAGCUGCGGUCAGACCUCCACCUGCGGCCCCAAGACCCGUCUUCACCGGGAAGGACGUGACAGAGCCGCUCAAAGGUUUCCACAAAGCCAUGGUGAAGACGAUGACAGCGGCGCUGAAGAUCCCUCACUUUGGUUACUGUGACGAGGUCGACCUGAGCCGAUUGGUUCUGCUGCGGUCCGAACUGAAGCCGGUCGCCGAGAGACGCGGCAUCAAACUCAGCUACCUGCCCUUCUUCAUCAAGGCCGCCUCCCUCAGCCUGCUUCACUUCCCCAUCCUGAACUCCACGCUGGACGAAGGCUGCCAGAACAUCACCUUCAAGGCGUCCCAUAACAUCGGCGUUGCCAUGGACACCAGCCAGGGCCUGCUGGUCCCCAGCGUGAAGAGCGUCCAGCUGCUCAGUGUUUUCCAGGUGGCCCAGGAGUUGACCCAGCUGCAGGCGCUGGGCGCCGCUGGCCAGCUGGGGACAGCCGAGCUGAGCGGGGGAACCUUCACUCUGUCCAACAUCGGAUCGAUCGGAGGGACGUACGCCAAGCCGGUCAUUCUUCCUCCAGAGGUCGCCAUCGGAGCACUGGGGAAAAUCCAGGUUCUGCCGCGGUUCGGCCCAGACGGUCAAGUGAAGGCAGCCCACAUCAUGAAGGUGAGCUGGUCAGCAGAUCACCGCCUCAUCGACGGCGCCACCAUGUGUCGCUUCUCCAACCUGUGGCGGGAGUACCUGGAGAACCCGGCCAGCAUGCUUCUGGACCUGAAAUAGACACUUUUACCCAUCAGCCCCGGGGAGGCCGGCCCCUCGAGCCCACGGCCCCGCCCAUUCCACUCCUUCACUUCCUGUUUGUGUCUGAGGCCUUCCUGUCGCUCCGUAGCUUCCUUGUUGCCUUUGAGCAGGACCCUGGGGGGCGGUUACCAUGACGACCAAGCAGACACCGGGAGAUCCAGAAUCAUUCGGCAGGAGAACCGGACCGGUUCCCCACACCCACAGGUCCAAUUCACAUGACCUGACCAGCUGACCUUUCAGGGUCCGCCCCCUCUUUCUGUUGCACUGGAACUAGUGGGGGCCGCAUAACCGUGGUUACGGCUGGCGUCCCAUGUUGGUCCUUCAUGUCCCGCGUGUCUUUGGUGCUUCCCCGGGUCAAAGGUCAGCUGCAAAGUCUGGCCCGGUGGCUCUGGGACCUGGAGGGCGCAGUAGGACCCGGUUUGCCUCAACGGGUUGGGAGCCGGGCUGGUUCAGAACCAGAGCGUCUCCUGAUGAUGGGGUGGUCGGUGUCGCCGCCCUGCUGGCAGCUCCAGGGUCCUGCUCCGGUCACAUUCAUUAAAGCUUUUCUAUGUUUAGUGGGAAGAUCUCAAUAAAGCUGCUGAAAACA
Molecule: messenger RNA, 2160 nt
Organism: Xiphophorus hellerii (green swordtail)
Lineage: Eukaryota; Metazoa; Chordata; Actinopteri; Cyprinodontiformes; Poeciliidae
Gene: dbt
Product: dihydrolipoamide branched chain transacylase E2
Exons: 11
Coding region: 75-1553 (492 amino acids)
Cellular component (GO): cytoplasm; mitochondrion
Molecular function (GO): acetyltransferase activity; lipoic acid binding
Source: RefSeq, a predicted model, not a curated record